Ahaetulla prasina is the source of this 3833-nucleotide messenger RNA. It is a transcript of the gene DTX3L, whose product is annotated as deltex E3 ubiquitin ligase 3L. NCBI's taxonomy places the organism in Eukaryota, Metazoa, Chordata, Lepidosauria, Squamata, Colubridae. The transcript has 5 exons. Gene Ontology annotation, molecular function: metal ion binding. Gene Ontology annotation, biological process: Notch signaling pathway; protein ubiquitination. The coding region runs from base 162 to 2762 and encodes 866 amino acids. The record is from RefSeq and is a predicted model, not a curated record.
GGCAGCGGGAGGCGCAAAAGGCCGAAGCCGCAGCGCGACGCUGGAUUACGUCGCGGCGUGCAAAGGAGGGAGGAGUUCCUCCCUUUCUGUCGCUCUCGGGCCGGAUCGCUUGCGAAAGAAACGAAAGCGAAAGCUUCCUUUAAAAGCGAACGGCCGUGGUCAUGGAGAGCUGCGUUGCUCCGUUGUUUGUCCAGGUUUUCCCUCCGAACAGCUUCGCAGAGAAACUGGAGGCGAAGCUGGAGAUUUAUUUCCAGUCCCAGAAGAAAUCGGGCGGCGGCGAAUGCAACGUGAGAGUGGAAGACCGCGACCUGGGCGUCUAUUCUGUGCGGUUCUGGUCGGAAGAAGUGAAGAAGCGUGUGAAGGCCCAUCGUGGACAUACUAUAGAAGUUGGGGGAAAAACUUUGGAGAUAAAAUUUUGUCCAGAUUUGGAGUUGGCUAUGGUUGCUGCUGCAGAAGCAGCGUUUACAAACAACGCAAUGGGCUCAGUUUCGACUUCACUUUCUUCAAACUUUUUGCCUCUUCAGAAUGAUUUUAAAAACAAGCACGCGGAAAUCUAUGCAGCUGGUUAUGAAAGUGGUAGAAAAAAGAUAUUUCUUGAGGUUUCUGCCACCUUGAAUACUGACUUGCUCACUAAAGAGCAGAGAAAUCAGGUGAUCAUUGAAUAUCCCACCAUAAAAAUAGAAAUUGCGUCAAGUCGUCUUGGUAUUGAAAAGGUGGUGGGACACUAUGAGGAUAUUGAAAAGUUACACUGUCAUUUUGAGAAGCUCCUUAGAGACCAUCGCGACAGUGAAUUUUUGCAACCUAAAAAGCAGGACAAUUGUGUUGAAGGAAAGGAAGAUCACAACAGAAGAUACAGGAGUGAUUUCGAAGAACUGGCCAAGAUGGAAGUUCCUUCAGGUAUCUUUGAAUAUUUUGGACAGGCCUACAAGAAAGAAAUUAAAAAAAAUGAGGAGACCUUCAAUGUAAAAUUAGUAACAGGCAAAACUGAUAAUGGAAUUACUUCUGUCUGGUUUUCUUCAAUGGGGGUACCAAACUUUACCAAGAAAGCUCAGGAGGAGUUUGUCCAGCUUUUCCAGAAAAUAGCAGGAGAUCUAAAACAGGAAACAGUUCCUUUCAUUGAGAGCCACACAUGUGAGAUGAUAAAAAGCAAAUGCAAACACAUUAUUAUUAAAAAAUGCAAGGACACAGCUGUUCUUCAAGGCCCCACAAAGGAAGUUUCAGAUGCAAAGGCAUUGUUAGAUGAAAUAACAGCAAAGAACUGGAAUAAAAAAAAUGAUCCCCACUUACAGCCAUCUGGUGUUGAAGUUGACGCUGCUGUAUUUGCAUUUCUCAAACCAAGGUUAAAUCCGAAAAUUGAAUUAAUAAACAACAGGUAUUGUACUAGAAUGGAGGAGCAACAUUGUCAAGAUGGUCACUUAACACGCAUCAUUUUUAUGCCCCAGACGUAUGCACCUUCAGAUCGAUCUUCAGAAGCUUCUGAGAUUUUUCAGUAUGAGUACCUGAUACAUUUAGAAAGUCCACAAAAAAAAGAAAUUCCUUUGAAAGAUUGGAAAAGAAAACUGAAGGAUUUAUUUACAUAUUUCCAAUAUCGACAUCCCAAAGUAGAACUCUCUCUAAAAGAAAACUACCUUUACAUUUACGGUCUUCCUGAAAACAUAUUGUUUGCUGAGAAGCACAUCAUGGAGUCUCUGAAUUGUGAAGAAUUUGUAGCUGUAAAUAGUGAAGCAAUGGCCCUGCCUGAUUACAGUGUUGGAGCUGCCACAGGUACCUCCUUUGGGUCACAAAGACGUCACAAAAUGCAGCAAGUUCCUUCUCGGGAGCAGCCAGUAGGGAAGGCAACGGAAGUCCAACCAGAAGAGCGCUGUUCUAUCUGCCUGAAUACAAUCCACCAGAAAGAAGUGCUGCCCAGAUGCAACUAUGCAUUUUGUACAAUAUGCGCAGAAAUGGCAAUGACUUACAGAAGGGUCUGCCCUGUGUGCGAGCCAGUCUCUGGGAAGCUAAAAGGAAAUUAUCCCACAGAGCAAACAGAGGUGGCCAUAAAGUCCCCGAAUAGUGAGAAAUUUGUAGCUGUAAAUAGUGAAUCAACAGUCAUUCCUGAUUCCAGUGUUGGGGCUGCCACGAGCACAUCCUUUGAGUCACAAAGAUAUCACAAAAUGCAGCCGGUCCCUUCUCAGGAGCCGCCAGUGAGGAAGGCAACGGAAGUCCAACCAGAGGAGUGUUGUCCCAUCUGCCUGAAUACAAUCCACCAGAAAGAAAUGCUGCCCAAAUGCAAGCACACAUUUUGUGCAGCCUGCAUAAGAACGGCAAUGGAUUACAAACCGGUCUGCCCUGUGUGCAACGUUUUCUAUGGAAAUAUAGAAGGAAAUCAGCCGCCGGGGAAAAUGGACAUCUACAAAACUAGAAGUUCCCUGCCUGGUUAUAACAGUGUUGGAACCAUCACUAUUAAUUAUAAUAUAUUUGACGGCAUUCAGACAGAAAGGCAUCCUCACCCAGGGAAACGUUUUCAUGGAACGUCCCGCAAAGCAUACUUACCUGACAACCAAGAAGGAAGAGAAAUUCUGAAAUUGCUGCAACGGGCCUUUGACCAAGGUUUGAUUUUCACAGUGGGCCAGUCGCGAACAACUGGUGCGGAUGACGUGGUUACUUGGAAUGACAUUCAUCACAAAACUAGUAUUCAUGGAGGCGAAAAAAAUUUUGGUUACCCUGAUCCUAAUUAUCUGAAACGUGUUAGAGAAGAGCUGAAGGCAAAAGGAAUUGAAUGAGUAUUUUUACUUCUGUGAGCAGUCCAGAACUUCUAUAUAUAUAUCAUUUUAAUUUAGUAGGGAAGGAUUAAUAAAAAAUAGCUUUGGCAGUAUUUACCUUCUAGGAUUUCAGAACAAUUGUUAAAUUAAUGGAGUUGUAUUCAGAAUUAUAGAUGCAAAUUGAAAGAAUUGUUAAAAGUUUUGAUUGAAAUUGCCAAUCCAAAAAUAUUACAUAAAAAAACAAACUCCAUUAAUGUCUUCAUUGCAGUUGUGUUAAUGUCAAGCCUAGAUAUGACUAUAUGCAUGGAUAAUUAGUCUUUAUGAUUACAUUUGAUAUUGUUUUGAAUUUCAGCUUGUAAUUUCCUUUUUUAAGUCUGGGUUGGUACCUUGCCAUGUUGUGAAUCUUCAAAAUUAAGAGAGCUGUUGUCUGUUCCUACUUUUUAGCAGACUGAAUUACAGUAGAGUACGUUUAAUAAGGUAAAAUGUUAAAACAGGAUGGUGGCUUAUAAAGUUUGGCAUUAUUUGUGCCCUGCCUCUCUCCCCCUCCCCCCCCCCUUAAGGAAGAGUACAGUCAGGGCAGGUGAAAAUCUUAAUGCCUUGCUUCCCUAGUUUGUCAAUUUAAAUUUGCCAACUGCAGCUGCAACCAAUUUUGGAUCUCUCUCACACACAUACACACCCUCCCCCCCACCCAGAAACCAUAUUUCAAAAUAGAGUGGACCUGAGAGAAAAUGAAUAUUUGAAUCAGAAACCAUUAAAAUCAGUUUCUGUAUUUUGCAAUACUGUAAAAUUACUACAGUAUUUUCUAAAACUAUUUACUCAACGGUCUCACACAUGAGCUCCUGUUCUUUUCAGAGGCAUUUCCUAAUGCAAUAUCCUCCCCCUCAUUUAAAGCUCUCUAUUUGGAAGAAAUUUUUUUUUUUUCCUUGUUAUGGUAGACAGGCUUUUCUUUCCGGAGAAUGACUCGAAAGCAUAAUCAUUGAUUUCCAGUUUCAGGCAAUGAUGUGGUAUAUGGCUCACUUGGUUUCAGCCAGUGUGUAUGUUCCAUGGCCUAUUGUGAAAUAUGACCAAGGAACAAUAAAAAUCUUAAUCCUG